Jaculus jaculus (lesser Egyptian jerboa) is the source of this 399-nucleotide messenger RNA. RefSeq names its product elongin-B-like. NCBI's taxonomy places the organism in Eukaryota, Metazoa, Chordata, Mammalia, Rodentia, Dipodidae. The record is from RefSeq and is a predicted model, not a curated record. Gene Ontology annotation, biological process: transcription elongation by RNA polymerase II. Gene Ontology annotation, molecular function: protein binding. Gene Ontology annotation, cellular component: elongin complex; VCB complex.
AUGGAGCACAAAUCCAGAGUAGUGCCUUGUGAUCUUGUGUCCACUUUCAGCCAGGACGUGUUUCUUAUGACGCGUCACAAGACCACCAUCUUCACGGGCAAGGAACCUAGCACCAUGUUCGAGCUGAAGCACAUCAUCGAGGGCAUCCUCAAGCCACUGCCCAACAAGCAGCGGCUGUGCAAGGAUGACCAGCUCCUUGAUGGAAAAACGCUGAGAGAGUGUGGUUUCACCAGCCAGACAGCGAGACCACAGGCCCCAGCCACAGUGGGCCUGGCCUUCCGAGCAGAUGACGCCUUCGAGGCCCUGCGCAUUGAGCCCUUCUCCAGCCCUCCUGAGCUAACACAUGUGAUGAAACCUCAGGACUCAGGCGGCAGUGCCAAUGAACAAGCUGUGCAGUGA